Parnassius apollo (apollo) is the source of this 381-nucleotide messenger RNA. The record is from the annotation of a GenBank genome assembly. Lineage: Eukaryota; Metazoa; Arthropoda; Insecta; Lepidoptera; Papilionidae.
AUGACCGAAAAUAAUAGGAAGCGCUGUCAAAAUUUCGCGUUUGAUGAAAAGGAUAACCUGAUAAAGUUAAGGGAUACUUUUAAAAAUGUAAUACUAAAUAAAAAGUCUGAUGGCAUAAUAAACCAAGCGACGAAUGAAGCGUGGGUGAAUUUGUGCACUAGAUUAAAUUCCACAGGAACUACGGCUAGAAGUAAAGAAUCUCUUUUAAGAGUCUGGGAGAAAAUGAAGACUGAUGCAAAAUUAUACAAAGCACUCAGCAAAAGUAGUCACAAUGCCACAGGGAUGGCUCAUCAUACGUUAAGACAGAUCCUAUUCUUUAAUGACUUGAUGGGCCGAGCAUGUGCAGGCAUAACUGGUGUCCAGGAUUUAGAUGCUGAUUAA